AUGAGUGACCCGGUUUCUAAAUACUUUUUGCGUCCAGCACGUCAUUGCUCCAGUUAUAAUGAAGUUCAAACAUUAGCUCUAGAGAAGAGGUUUGUUGGAAUUAUUAAAAGAAGUUCGAAAGCCAUAUUUUUCAGAUUCGACGAAUCUCGAUACAUCGAGAACCCUGAGAAACAGGAGUUGGCCGACAAACUCGGAAUCACCGCGUUCAUGGUUUUUUUGUCAUUUUCCUAUUAGAAUGAGUAACGAAUUAGCAUAUUAAUAAUUCAAGAAUAAGGAUUUCAUAACCAGAUUGAUGAAUGAAGUUAUGAAAAAACCUUUGAAUACGAAUAAAGCAUAAUUAUGGUAGCUUCAUUAUUUGAAGGUCGAACUUUGGUUUGCUCAUCGCCGCUUCUUUUUCGAGCAAUGGGAGAAGAAUUUCGAGAGCUCGGCAAAGAGACAACAAGAAUACAUCGAAAUGGAACGUCGUCAACUUCUCGAAGACGAAGCCAAACGUCAAGCGGAAGCUUUCAACCGUGAGCUGAAAGCGCCGGUUCGCCCCAAGAACGACGGAGGUUGCAAGAAGAAGCGUUUCGGAAAGAAAUGA
This is a messenger RNA of Caenorhabditis auriculariae, 583 nucleotides long. The record is from the annotation of a GenBank genome assembly. Lineage: Eukaryota; Metazoa; Nematoda; Chromadorea; Rhabditida; Rhabditidae.